Messenger RNA from Lasiosphaeria miniovina, 1911 nucleotides. Its product is annotated as response regulator-like protein. Gene Ontology annotation, biological process: regulation of DNA-templated transcription; phosphorelay signal transduction system. Gene Ontology annotation, molecular function: sequence-specific DNA binding; DNA-binding transcription factor activity; phosphorelay response regulator activity. The transcript has 7 exons. The record is from RefSeq and is a predicted model, not a curated record. Bases 1 to 1911 code for a protein of 636 amino acids. NCBI's taxonomy places the organism in Eukaryota, Fungi, Ascomycota, Sordariomycetes, Sordariales, Lasiosphaeriaceae.
AUGCCGCCGCUCGAAAGCGACCUCGCCGCGGCGCAAGCAGCUGGCAAUAAUUCCAGCGAUUUUGUGCGCAAGCUCUACAAAAUGCUCGAAGACCCUUCCUAUAACUCGGUGGUGCGGUGGAGCGCCGACGGCGAUAGCUUUGUGGUCUUAGAGAACGAAAAAUUCACCAAGACUAUCCUACCUAAACACUUCAAGCACAGCAACUUCGCGAGCUUUGUGCGGCAAUUAAACAAGUACGACUUCCACAAAGUACGGCACAAUGAAGAAAGUGGCGAGACGCCGUACGGACGGGACGCGUGGGAGUUCAGGCAUCCCGAGUUCCGAGCGGAUAGGAAGGAUAACCUAGACAGUAUCCGGAGGAAAGCGCCAGCUCCGCGAAAGGCACCAGCGGCCGAGGAUGCCUUCCCAGCGACGCAACAAAUUGUCGUUCUCAGCGAGUCGCUAGCGGCGACGCAGCACCAGAUCCAGGCCUUACAGGAACAGUACUUUGAGCUCGCGCAGACAAACAAGGUGCUUGUCAACGAGGUCGUCAGUCUGCAAAAGAUGGUCAGAGCGCAGAGUCAAGUUUCCAACGAACUGAUCACACAUCUGAAUAACAUCGAAGAUAGGAGACGUAGCAGCCGCCACUCGGCCCACUCCAGCCACUCAAGUCACUCGGGUCCAUCGUUCCACCCUGGAGCACUUGGACUUCUUCCAGACGGUGCCGAUGAGCCCGCGCCGGAAUUGCGACGGGCCCGUGAAAUCCUCAACGGCGUUUCCGCGGAUUCUCAGGCCGACCGGGAGCUCGAACGGUUAUCCGUGGCGUACCAUCAGAACGGGUCCCCGGCCGAGUCAGGCACCUCAUCUGUCAUGUUCACGCAGCCUGGUCCAGGCCCGAUAGCUUUGGUCCAUGAUCCUCUCAAUGACCCGAGGCAUAUGGUAUAUCCUGUAGGGCAAACAACGGGCAUUGAUCCUUUCCACUCAGACCAUAUCCACAACAUUCCGUAUAGUCGUCCGUUGAGCAAUCCAAACGUGAUGGCCGAGGGGCCUCAACAGAUGACGACGCCACCAAAGGAACAAGGCGAGUCGGUAUGGGGCCUGAAAAGGCCUCGCAUACUGCUUGUGGAGGACGAUAAAACGUGUGCGAGGAUCGGUUCCAAGUUUCUGUUGAACAUGGACUGCAGUGUCGAGACUGCUAAUGACGGGCUUGAAGCUGUCGACAAGAUUAAUCAUGAAAGUAACCGGUUUGACCUUAUAUUUAUGGACAUCAUCAUGCCCCACCUAGAUGGUGUGUCGGCAACUGCCAUGAUUCGAAUGGUGGCGCCGCGCAUUCCCAUUAUCGCCAUGACGUCAAACAUACGGCAGGAGGAUAUCCAGACUUACUUUAACUUUGGAAUGAACGAUGUAUUGGCCAAGCCAUUUACCAAGGAUGGCAUGAUCCGUAUCCUGAAAAAGCACUUGUCGUAUAUGCUCAAGGAUCCUCAGCCAGCGGGACUGGUUUCGGACGAUACAGGCCAGCACGUUGGGGGGCCGGGGCCGGGGCCGGGACCUGCGGCUUCGUCCCAAACAUAUGGCGGCGGCGGCAUGGCGGGAAUGACCAUAGCAACCAUAGGGACAGGAGGGCAGGUGAAGUUCGAGCAGACGCCGGUCCAAUCGCCGGCGACAACAUCGUCGUGGCAUUCUCCAAGCCAGAUGACGCAUACGUCACCCAACGUUGACAAUGGCGGGUAUAUGAGCGCUGUUGGUAGUGGUUCUGGUGGCAUGGUGUUGACGCCAGGAGGCACACAGCGACCUCAAUUUGCGAACCAAGUUGUACCCCAGGUGGGGACACCGAAUAUCGGGCGCAUACCGGAAGGAAUGGCACUUGGUGAUGAUCGGCCUGAGAAGCGCCAACGGCUAUACGGUCCAUCACAGGGAUCAUUCGUGCAAUAA